GGAGUGAAAGCGAAAGCCCAGGCGGCGAACAGGGAGACCGGAGACCUAGCAGCAACUGGAGCAACAUGGCCAAGCCUUGUGGGGUGCGCCUGAGCGGGGAAGCCCGCAAACAGGUGGAUGUCUUCAGGCAAAAUCUUUUCCAGGAGGCUGAGGAAUUCCUCUACAGAUUCUUACCUCAGAAAAUCAUAUACCUGAAUCAGCUCUUGCAAGAGGACUCCCUCAACGUGACUGACAUGACUUCUCUCCGGGCCUCGCUGGACAUCCCCAUCCCAGACCCUCCACCCAAGGAUGAUGAGAUGGAAACGGAUAAGCAAGAGAAGAAAGAAGUCCCUAAGUGCGGCUUUCUCCCUGGGAAUGAGAAGGUCCUGGCCUUGCUUGCCCUGGUUAAGCCAGAAGUCUGGAUUCUCAAAGAAAAAUGCAUUCUGGUGAUCACAUGGAUCCAGCACCUCAUCCCCAAAAUUGAGGAUGGAAAUGACUUUGGGGUGGCAAUCCAGGAAAAGGUGCUGGAGAGGGUAAAUGCAGUCAGGACCAAAGUGGAAGCCUUCCAGACAACCAUUUCCAAGUACUUCUCAGAACGUGGGGAUGCUGUGGCCAAGGCCUCUAAGGAGACCCACGUAAUGGAUUACCGGGCCCUGGUGCACGAGCGAGACGAGGCAGCCUAUGGAGAGCUCAGGGCCAUGGUGCUGGACCUCAGGGCCUUCUAUGCUGAGCUUUACCAUAUUAUAAGCAGCAACCUGGAGAAAAUUGUCAACCCAAAGGGUGAAGAGAAGCCAUCUAUGUACUGAGCCCAGGGUUAGAAGGGAAAUAAAUGACCUAUACUUUGUGUGGA
Messenger RNA from Lipotes vexillifer (Yangtze River dolphin), 829 nucleotides. RefSeq names its product proteasome activator subunit 2 (gene PSME2). Lineage: Eukaryota; Metazoa; Chordata; Mammalia; Artiodactyla; Lipotidae. Gene Ontology annotation, cellular component: nucleoplasm; cytoplasm; proteasome activator complex. Gene Ontology annotation, molecular function: endopeptidase activator activity. The coding region runs from base 66 to 785 and encodes 239 amino acids. The transcript has 11 exons. Gene Ontology annotation, biological process: regulation of proteasomal protein catabolic process; regulation of G1/S transition of mitotic cell cycle; positive regulation of endopeptidase activity. The record is from RefSeq and is a predicted model, not a curated record.